Medicago truncatula (barrel medic) is the source of this 1755-nucleotide messenger RNA. RefSeq names its product ammonium transporter 1 member 3. Lineage: Eukaryota; Viridiplantae; Streptophyta; Magnoliopsida; Fabales; Fabaceae. The record is from RefSeq and is a predicted model, not a curated record. Gene Ontology annotation, cellular component: plasma membrane. The transcript has a single exon. Bases 275 to 1657 code for a protein of 460 amino acids. Gene Ontology annotation, biological process: ammonium homeostasis; ammonium transmembrane transport. Gene Ontology annotation, molecular function: ammonium channel activity.
GAUAUAUUUCUCAAUUUUGAUAAUCCUAUCUGCUACCAAUCACUUAAAAUGGUUGAAGUAGAAUGCACAACCUCUCAACAUUAACCAACUUGUGCAACUAGAACUACUUGCUAGGAAGCCAGCUACCAUUCAAAGUUACCACCGUCACACAAACACACACUAUCAAAUCUUAUAUUCCCAUAUAUCAUCAUGUCAUGUGUAUAUUCAUACAAAUAUUCUCAUUUCCUUUCAUUCCUCUUUAAUCUUAUUUCCAUUAGUCACCAUACACACACUCAUGGAGGUUACAUGGGAACAAAGUGUCACCUAUUCUAUCAACACAAUAUACCUUCUCUUCUCUACCUACUUAGUCUUUGUAAUGCAACUAGGCUUUGCCAUGAUAUGUGCAGGAUCUGUCCGUGCCAAAAAUGCCAUGAACAUAAUGCUCACCAAUGUAGUUGAUGCAGUGGUAGGUAGCAUUUCCUUCUACCUUUUUGGUUUUGCAUUUGCAUAUGGCAAUUCCAACCCUUUCAUUGGUACAAAUUUGUUUGCUUUAGCUAACAUUCCAAAUGAAAAUUAUGACUAUGGAUUCUUCCUUUACCAAUGGGCAUUUGCUAUAGCUGUAGCUGGCAUCACUAGUGGGUCUAUAGCUGAGAGGACACAAUUUAGUGCUUAUCUUGUUUUUUCAUUUUUCCUCACUGGCUUUGUGUACCCAAUUGUGGCUCAUUGGGUUUGGUCAUCUAGUGGUUGGCUUAGUCCCAAUUCAAGUGACUUGUUUUUGGGCUCAGGUGCCAUUGACUUUGCUGGAAGUGGAGUGGUGCAUUUGGUUGGAGCAAUCGCUGGACUCUGGGGAUCGGUCAUAGAAGGCCCGCGAGUCGGACGCUUUGAUGCUUAUGGAAAGCCCAUACCUUUUCGCGGCCACAAUGCAACACUUGUGGUGCUUGGGACGUUCUUGUUAUGGUUCGGUUGGUUUGGUUUUAACCCCGGUUCAUUUGAUCGGAUUCUCGUGGCCUACCCUGGCACAUCUAACGAAGGUCAUUGGACUUCAGUGGGCCGAACUGCUGUGACAACCACGCUGGCAGGCUCGACAGCUGGAAUCGUCACCUUGUUCGGCCGUCGAUUAUUGAUAGGCCAUUGGAAUGCAACAGAUGUGUGCAAUGGUUUGCUCGGUGGGUUUGUCGCCAUCACCUCUGGGUGCUCAGUUGUUGAGCCAUGGGCUGCAAUUCUAUGCGGAUUCGUCGCAGCUUGGGUGUUAAUUGGUCUCAACAUCUUAGCACUAAAAUUGAACUAUGAUGAUCCAUUAGAGGCAGCACAAUUGCAUGGUGGGUGUGGUCUUUGGGGCUUGUUGUUUACAGGAUUGUUUGCUAAAGAACAGUUUGUGAUUCAAACCUAUAAUGCAGGGGUGGCAGUGAAAAGACCCUAUGGUCUUCUACUUGGAGGUGGAUGGGGAUUGAUUGGAGCUCAAGUAAUUGAGAUUUUGGUCAUCUUUGUAUUUGUUAGUAUAACAAUGGGCCCUAUGUUCUAUGGCUUGCACAAGCUGAGGUUAUUAAGAAUUCCUGUGGAUGAUGAACUUGCUGGCCUUGAUAUAUCAUGCCAUGGAGGGUAUGCUUAUGCUCCUCAAGAGGAAAAUCAUCCUAGAUCUUAUGGAGAUUAUCUGCGUAUGCAGGAUGAUCACUCAUAGUUUGGUUUAUAAUAUGAACAUAUGAACAUGUUAAUAUUUUGUAAUUUUGUAAUGUGUACAAGUUACUAGACUUUGUGUAGCAUUUAAAUUAUUUGGUU